Molecule: messenger RNA, 1614 nt
Organism: Thermochaetoides thermophila DSM 1495
Lineage: Eukaryota; Fungi; Ascomycota; Sordariomycetes; Sordariales; Chaetomiaceae
Product: O-acyltransferase-like protein
Exons: 4
Coding region: 1-1614 (537 amino acids)
Biological process (GO): triglyceride biosynthetic process
Cellular component (GO): endoplasmic reticulum membrane
Molecular function (GO): diacylglycerol O-acyltransferase activity
Source: RefSeq, a predicted model, not a curated record
AUGACCGAAAAACAAGCUUUCGAGGUUACUGGUGUCGACCGACUCGGCAACACCAUCAUUCGCCGCCGGGUCGUCGAAGACAUCAACCGUGCCGAGUCCGAGAAUCCCAAUGGCACCGUGAACUCCUCGGCUUCCAACGGGCAGGCCUCGGCCGCCGUGGCCAUCAAGAAGGCAGCCUACAAGGGGAAGUAUCGCCAUGUGGCUGCUAUCCAUGAGGAGGCUAAGCCUUCUUGCCUGAGCCACGACGCUACCGAUACCCCCAGUUUCCUGGGCUUCCGCAACCUCAUGGUUAUCGUGCUAGUUGCGAGCAACCUGCGUCUCAUUAUUGAGAAUAUUCAGAAGUAUGGUGUCCUGAUUUGCGUUCGCUGCCACGACUUCCGUGCUUCGGAUGUGAAGCUUGGGCUUGGACUAUACUUCUUAAUCCCUCUGCACCUUCUCCUGGCCUAUUUUAUUGAGCUUGUCGCUGCCAGCCAUGCCCGCAGCACGCGGGCAAAGAUUGAAAAGGAGAAGCGCGACGGGUCUUCGAGCCCGACCGCCCUGCAGUCGAAGCGGUUCCAGAGGACGUGGACUGUCAUCUGGCUGCUUCACUCGCUGAACGCCACGGUCGCGCUGGUUUUUACGAGCUGGGUGGUUUAUAAUUACAUCCAUCACCCGCUCAUCGGGACCCUGACUGAGACGCACGCCAUCAUUACGUGGCUCAAGACGGCGUCCUAUGCCUUCACGAAUCGGGACCUCAGGCACGCCUAUCUCCAUCCGGCGAAAGGAGAGUUGGAUGCCCUGCCGGAGCUUUAUCGUCAAUGCCCAUACCCAAAGAAUGUGACCAUUAAAAACUUGGUCUACUUCUGGUGGGCGCCGACUCUGGUGUACCAGCCCGUGUAUCCGCGGAGCGAGAAGAUCCGUUGGGUUUUCUUGUUCAAGCGUCUCGGCGAGGUUGUCGUUCUGAGCGCUUUCAUCUGGUUCCUCAGUGCUCAGUAUGCCACUCCCGUGCUUGUCAAUUCGCUCGACAAGAUUGCAUCGCUGGACUACUUCUCCAUCCUCGAGCGCCUUCUGAAGUUAUCCACCAUUUCUUUGGUCAUCUGGUUGGCCGGUUUCUUCGCCUUGUUCCAGUCGGGGCUUAAUGCGCUCGCUGAGAUUACGAGGUUCGGAGACCGGUCGUUCUACGAGCCGUGGUGGAACAGCCCUGGCCUGGGCGUCUACUGGCGGACGUGGAAUAAGCCGGUGCAUCACUUCUUCUUGCGGCACGUCUACCAGCCGAUGCGCGGCCGUGGCUGGAGCCACAAGGCGGCGAGCUUGGUGGUCUUCUUUUUGUCUGCGUUAUUGCACGAGCUUCUCGUGGGUAUCCCGACCCAUAAUCUGAUCGGCAUCGCCUUCCUAGGCAUGUUUCUUCAAAUCCCGCUCGUACAGAUCACUGCCCCUCUCGAGCGUAUGAAGUCUCCAUCCGGCAAGCUGCUAGGCAACACCAUUUUCUGGGUGUCGUUUACCAUCCUGGGCCAGCCGCUGGCUGUGCUGCUCUACUUCUAUGCCUGGCAGGCGAAGUACGGCAGCGUGUCGCGGUCGAUGACGACGAUGCAGCGGCCUCCAGUUUGCCCACCGUGCCCUUCGUCCUGUACGUGA